AUGCCCAAACUAAAGUUCAAAGGAGACGACGAGAGGGAUGGGAAGAGAGAGCGGAAGCACAGGAAACGGGAAAAAAGGAGACACGACCAAGGCGAUGACCAUGGACACCGUUCGAAACGACGUCACACGGAGGCCGACAUGGAUACGGGCAGGGCUCGGAAGUGGGCUUCCAGUGACGACGAGGAGAUGCCUGGACCAAUGCCUAGCGGUUCGGGACCAUCAAGGGGCCAAGAUGGAUACCGGUCGACGACGGACGAUGAUACCCUGCGUGCCGAGGUGGAGGAACGGAUGUUUCGAGAGAAGAUGUUUGAUGCACUGGGAGAGGAUGAGAGGUUGGAUGGGAUAGAGGCUCAAUUCAACGAUUUCAGUGACUAUAUUCAUAUCCCCCAUCGGGGAAAAGUGGAUCCCACCUCUUUGGACGAUGAUGAGUAUGCCGAGUGGGUUCGCCUUGGGAUGUACCGGAAAACGCAUGCGGCAGAACAUGCUGAACGACUGCGGCGAAAGGCUGCUGCUGAAGAGCGGCGUGCUGCAGAGAAGGCUCGGAGGCGGGAAACAAGGAGAUUAGAACGGUUAGAGGCGGAGGAACGGGAGGCUAGAAGACAAGAGCGUCGGGCGAAGCGGGUGGAGAAUGCAAGGGUCGAGUAUCAGUCUCGAUGGAAGAGGCUUCUUGAAGAAAAGAACAAUCAGGACGUGCUCCGCUUCCACGACAUACCGUGGCCUAUCGCCGCUGCCUAUGACAAAAACAAAGACGGAUCCAAUGCGGUCCUGGCGGCAGACGCGUUCACAAAGGAAGCAAUUUCGGCCUUUCUUCUUCCAUCUGAAGGUGAAGAUAAACGGGAGCGCAAGGAAAGACUUCGGGAAAGCUUUCUGCGGUUCCAUCCUGACAAGUUUGAAGGGCGCUUCAUGCGGCGGAUACGGUCUGAGGACGAGGCUGUUAGUCGCUGUAGUAGAAUACAAAAGACUUAA
Messenger RNA from Coprinopsis cinerea okayama7#130, 966 nucleotides. RefSeq lists its product as hypothetical. Bases 1 to 966 code for a protein of 321 amino acids. NCBI's taxonomy places the organism in Eukaryota, Fungi, Basidiomycota, Agaricomycetes, Agaricales, Psathyrellaceae. The transcript has 4 exons. The record is from RefSeq and is a predicted model, not a curated record. Gene Ontology annotation, biological process: canonical NF-kappaB signal transduction.